Molecule: messenger RNA, 5351 nt
Organism: Portunus trituberculatus (swimming crab)
Lineage: Eukaryota; Metazoa; Arthropoda; Malacostraca; Decapoda; Portunidae
Product: dipeptidase 1-like
Exons: 12
Coding region: 276-2498 (740 amino acids)
Biological process (GO): proteolysis
Molecular function (GO): metallodipeptidase activity
Source: RefSeq, a predicted model, not a curated record
GGAGGAGCGAGGAGCCGAGCAGAGCGGAGCGCGAGGCGCGGGGCCGCUCACAGUGCACACACGUCCCUCUGAUGGUUGCGCCGCGCUGCUCGACAUGCUGCUGCUGCUGCUGCUGCUAGCCGCCGCCUUGCGAGGGUGAGCCGCGCGGGGCCGCGGCGCCAUGUGAGGUGGGCGCCAUGGAGGGACGCGGGAGGGCGUGACGCGGGCGCCAGCCUGUGCAGGGUGCAGGACAGGGCGAGGGCAGACUAACGCCACCGCCCGUCCUGCCGCCCCUCAUGGAGUGGGCCAACGGGGACAUCCGCGUUGGUACGGGGCGUGCCCCGCCCCGCCCCAAGGUGCACGAGACCGUGGUCGACAUGCACGGCUACCCGCCCGCCCGCGACUACCCGCCCCAGACCCACCUGGACUACGGCUCGGUGGGCGUGCCGCGGGCCGAGUGCACGCCCAAGCACUGCGGGUACGGCGGCCCGCCCACCAGCGGCCACCAUCCGUAUGGCAUCACGCACCCCAACUACCAGACUUCAGGCUCAGCCCCGGGGGGCGGCUCCCCUUACCCGGGCGAGCGCCGUGAGUACGCACCCCCGCCCCGGGACUACCCGCCGCCAUCCUACACCAGCGAGCAGUGCGGCUACUCGGGCCCCGCGGGCUACGUGUCCACGGGGCGCCGCUCCCCGUGCCCGGGGGGGACGUGUAGCGAGUGUCCGGGAGGCGCGGCGUGCGAAUACCGCCCCGCCUGCUACUCCUCCGCCGACCGUCCGCCCCGCACCGACCUGGGGCCGCCCCCGGACAUCCACCCCGAAGUGCGGCCGGCCGAGGCGCGGCCGCCGCCCGACGUGCACCGCGACGUGCCGCCGGAACUGCGUCAGGAGGCGCGGCCCGAGUGCUACGAGGCGCGCGGCGGCCGCAGCCACCACGCCAGCCACUGCGACCUGCGGGAGUUCCAGGAGUGGCGGGAGCUGCGCGGCUCCAGGGAGUCCGUGGGCACGCUGCCGCCAGAGCUGGAGUCACACCUGCGGGAGUGCCGCUGCCCCUGCGACCACCUGGGCUACGGCAACUACCAGAGCCUGGUGGAAGGAUGCCCCGCCGUGUCGCACAUCUCUGUCAGUCACAGCAGCUGCAGCGCCGAAACUUGCAGACACGAAUCAUCCACAGUCUACACUCAGCUCUCCUACCUUGACUCCCCACGAUCAAAUUCAUCCAACGGCUUUGCUAACAGGCGGAAAGUUGGCGGGGAACUGAGCACUCGUCACUGGUGGUUGAUGGGGCUGGUGUUCCUGGUGGCGGCGGCGGCGGGGGUCGGGGUGGGUGUGCCGCUGGCCUUCCGUGCUGGCCCCUCGAUGUCGCUGGACCAGAGACUACAGCUGGCCCGGGAGAUACUGGACCAGCACCCUCUCAUUGAUGGCCACAACGACCUGCCUUGGAACAUAAGAAGCUUCAUUCACAACCAACUGGAGAAACUGAAGCUUAACGAGUCUUUAAAAGGAGUACAGCCCUGGUCCAUCAGCAACUGGUCACACACUGAUCUACCCAGACUCUUGGAGGGGAAGGUGGCUGGACAGUUCUGGGUCGCCUAUACACCUUGUGAGUCCCAGUACCAGAACGCUGUACAGAUCACGUUGGAGCAAAUAGACGUCAUCAAGAGAGUGAUUAAGAAAUACAGUGAACACAUGGAGCUGGUCACGAAUUCUAAAGACAUCAAGAAGGUGUUCCAGAAGGGUAAGAUCGCAAGUCUCAUCGCAAUAGAAGGAGGACACGGCAUCAGUAACAGCUUCGGCUCCCUCAGAAUGAUGUACGAGCUGGGUGUUCGGUACCUCACACUAACGCACACCUGUAACACCCCAUGGGCCACCUCGUCUGUCGUGGAGAGGACGGGGCACAUAGCCAAAAAUGAGACCUUUGGCUUGACUGACUUCGGAAAGAAGAUCGUGCAGGAGAUGAACAGACUGGGUAUGAUGGUGGACCUCUCCCACGUGUCCACACAAACCAUGAAGGAUACGCUGGCAGCCACUCGUGCCCCCAUCAUCUUCUCCCACUCCUCCUCCAGAGCUCUGUGUAACAACUCCAGAAAUGUGCCUGAUGAUGUGCUGCGCCAGGUGAAACACAACCGAGGGAUAGUUAUGGUCAGUUUCUACGCCAAUCACGUGAGCUGCACUGAACCUGCGAACGUGACGCAUGUGGCAGAGCACAUCAACCACAUAAGGAAAGUCGCGGGCAUUGAUCACGUGGGCAUAGGAGCUGACUUCGAUGGCAUCAAUAAGACUCCGGAUGGCCUAGAGGACGUCAGCAGGUAUCCUUGGCUAGUGGCGGAGCUCCUACGAGAUCCUAACUGGACCGCGGAGGACAUUGCAAAGCUGAUCGGGGAAAACAUUCUUAGGGUUUUUGAAGAAGUCGAAAGGGUGCGGGACGAGUUCAUGGCGCGAGGGGUGGAGGCGCAGGAGGAGGAAAUACACCCUGAAUACCUGAAGGGCAAAACCAACUGCACCUAUAUCUUUGACUAAGCUUCCUCAUCACCGCCAUGAUUAUCACCACCACCGCCACCGCCGCCACCACAGCCACCGCCACCGCCGCUGCCGCCGCCGCCGCCGCCGCCUCACUCUUACUGGUGGUGUGUGUGGAUAUUAGUGUGGUGGAGGGUGACAAGGACGGUGGAAAACUGAGGGAAGUGGAGCUUUGUACAGGAUAGACAAAAAAAAACUUUGUUAAUUGAAGCCCAAGGAACCAUGAGUGUGUGUGUGUGUGUGUGUGUGUGUGUGUGUGUGUGUGUGUGUGUGGCAAGUGACUGUCUCAAGCGAAUAGUUGACAAUUUUAAAGUUUUCCUACAAACGUUCACAAUGGAAAAGUGGAACAAGAUUAUAAACACUUGUAUAUAAAAGAGAAAGAGAGAGAAACAGAGGAAGUGUGAAAGGAAAGUGAAAGGAAAGUAAAGCCAAACUUUUAUUUAUCUAUUUUUUUCAGUGUGUGAUGAAUCGUUUGGACAAAGUGAUGAAAAAAAAAGAAAAGAAAGAAAAGAUAAAGUGAAGUAUGAAUAGAGAGAGAUAGAGUGUAAGAUUUGUAUCAAGAAGACUAUUGUUUUGUAAAUAAGAAAUUUAUACAAACUGACUAACAAACACGUUGACCCAAAAUUAAUUCUAUACAAGAGAUUAUAAACAUUUGCUGUUGUUGUGAGAGUUGCCAAGUUGUGGAUUUGUUGAUCUGAUGUACCACGAGGAGGAGGAGGAGGUGGAGGAGAAGCAGGAAGAAGGAGGAGGAGGAAGAGGAAGAAGAGGAAAAAUAAGAAAUCCAAGCGUCACUUCUACAUCUGCAGUUUGAAGAUGUCAACUUUUUUGUGCCAAAUGAAACUUUCUAAUCUCACAAAUCAGAAAAAAAUAAAACAAAAAUUCACCAAAAAAUAAAAUAAAAUAAUAAUGAAUUAAUUUGAAUCUUCAUGAGGUCAAGGAGAGCGAUUGAAACAGUUCGACUCCCCGAAGCAUUGGCAAUGAAACAGUCGAGGAAACAUAUCAGAAAAUGAGAGAUGAUUCGAAUCCUUUUUUUUUUUUUUUGCUUCGAAUUUGUGGCCGAAACGUGCUUCAUUGUGGCGAGUGAACCUUAGAAGCGUUAUUGUGGAGGCUAGAGAAGAGAGAAAGAAGUGAUGCAGUGAAUCAGUGAAGCAGAGUUGGUCGAGAAGCUCAAACUUACAACAGGGAAUACGAAGCAGGUCUCGUUGGGUUCGUCUGCGCUUCAUUCGGUGCUGGUUAACUGAAGCUCGCGCCAGACGUUGCCAGUUCGCUCAAUUAUCUUCUAAUUUAACGAGUAACAAACACAAUAAUGCAAAAGGGAAACAUAACAAGCUUGUCAACGUUUCGAAUCAGCUCAAUUUGCAGGUUUGGAACACUAAUGGGUCUAUAACUAGGAACAGGGAAGAGGUAAAGGUAAUGGGGAGGUAAUUGGGAGAUAAUGGGUCACUAGGAAGGGGAAUUAAUGGGUUACUGUGCCAAAAAAUGUGAAACAAGUGUCAAAUUUCUCACGACGAAGCUUCAUUUUGUAUUACUUUCAAAUCUCAGUCAGUCAGUCAGUUCAGUAAGUUUGGUGUGAAAGUAGCGCCUUCAAAACUCCGCUACAGUUUAUUGGUGAAUGUUCAGUCAGUCAAUCAGUCAAUCAAUCAUUUAAUCUGCCAGUUACUUUAUCAUUCUAAGAUCUGUUUCCUGCAUUCAGUCUGUCGGUACAUCGAUUAGUUAUUGGCCAGUCAGUCAAUCGGUCAAUCAGUCAGUCAAUCAUUUAAUCAGUCAGUUGCUUUAGCAUUCUCAGAUUUGUUUCCUGCAUUCAGUCUGCCAGUACAUCGGUUAAUUAUUGAAUUGGUCAGUCCGUCAAUCAGUCGGUAUUCAGUCCAAUUAAUCCAUAAAUUCAGGUAAUCAAUCGGUCACUCAGUUAUUGAAGAUAUUACUGACAAUGAGUGUGUUUCGUCAUAGUUUAUUGAAUCAUUUUGUGAUUUUAAUUCAGGCUAACCUUGAAUCACAACCAUUUCAGAAUCAGUCCUCUUUUUUUUUCCGCGUUGCAAACUGAAUACUGCAAACACAUCAGCUCAGUCAGUCAAUUUGUGCAGCCAUUCAGUCAGUCUAUACCUAAACUAAUCCACAAUUUCAACUAUUUCAUCACUCAGUCAGUUUUUCCAUGUCAAAAUUUCUUAUAAAGGUAAAUAAGAUAGAAAUGCUACCACCACCACCACCACCACUACUAUUAGCACACUUAAUACUUUUGCCACCUUUAAUAAUAAUAAUAAUAAUGAUAAAGAUAAAGAUAAGGAAACAACAGCAAUUAUAAGUCAUUCAUUUUAAGGUAAAGAUAUUAAGACUUUUGAGUGAUUUCUUGCUUUUUCUUUCUUGUCCAUUAAUUUGAAGUCGUGAUAGGUAUAAAUAAUAAGGAUAACACUAGUAAUAAUGAUAAUGAUAAAUGACAAUAAUAGAGGUGUUCGGUAAUGACAGGUGUUUCCUUACCUGUAUAUAUAUUUUUUUUCCCCAGUUUGUACAUACAUACAUACAUACAUACAUACAUACAUACAUACACACAGAACACGUGAUUGUAUUCCACUCCAUAUUGUUUGUUUAGUGAGUUUUAUACAUAAUUUCUGAAUCAUCUUCAUUAAAAGUUCAUAAAACAUUUGCUUUUCUAACUUUUGAUGAAUGUUUUAUUUUUUUCACUUUUUUUUUUUUUUUUUGACCCAGGAGAUUAAUAUGAUUUAGUAGUUUGGUGAGUUUUAAAAGUUUAUAAAUGAACAGCUCACUUAUAUUUUGGACACACACACACACACACACACACACACACACACACACACACACACACACACACACACACACACACACACACGAAACAGCAUA